AUGUCUCCUGUCCGAUUCACAAGCAAACUUGCGGGCCAGCGUAUUCUUCUGGUUGGAGGCACUGGUGGUGUUGGUAUUAGUGUUGCACAGGGCCUCAUCGAGUUUGGAGCAACAAUCAUCCUCUCUUCGUCCCGAGCCUCCAAAGUCAAGGACAUGUGCGCCCAGCUGGUCAGUGACUACCCAGACGCUCAAGACCGCAUUUACGGGUUCGCCUGUGACCUGGCCAGUCCCAAUGUCGAGGCCAAUAUCGAAGCUCUGUUCAAAGAGGUGGGCGAUGUUGACCAUAUUGUGUACAUGGCCGGAGAUCGACUGCCCAUGAUCCCGCUCGAGGAGGUGACACUGGAGAAGUGGCAGAAAUGCAAUCAAGUUCGGACCAUUGCUGCAAUCCUGGUGGUCAAAAUCGGGACCAGGUACAUGAAGAAGGAUCGGCACUCGUCGAUCGUCUUGACCGGCGGUUCCAUAUCGGAAAAACCCAUUGCUGGAGGCUGGUCCAUGCUCGCACUCAUCGGGGCUGGAUUGAAUGGUCUCACACGGCAAUUGGCUUUCGACCUGGCGCCCAUACGCGUCAAUUGUGUCGCUCCUGGGGUGAUUGAGACAGAUCUUUGGCAGGGCAUGGGGGAGGGAGGGAAACAGGCAUUCUUUGCGGACCAUGAGAGCAAGAUGCCCACUGCGAAAGUUGGCCAGCCUGUAGACUUGGCCGAGGCAUACCUCUACUGCUUGAAGGAUGCCAACGCGACGGGGAUCGUGAUUCAUUCCAAUAGCGGGACAUUCUUGGUGUGA
Fonsecaea erecta is the source of this 780-nucleotide messenger RNA. RefSeq lists its product as hypothetical. The transcript has a single exon. Gene Ontology annotation, molecular function: oxidoreductase activity. The coding region runs from base 1 to 780 and encodes 259 amino acids. The record is from RefSeq and is a predicted model, not a curated record. Lineage: Eukaryota; Fungi; Ascomycota; Eurotiomycetes; Chaetothyriales; Herpotrichiellaceae.